GCAGCCGCGUGUUUAUCAGCCGCGGCAAACGAGCCGCGAGCUCCGAACGCAGCCGCCGCAGCCGCCGGGACGAGCGCUCGCGGCCGCGCACGGCGCUUCAGUUAUUGUUAGUGGGAGGAGAGCACAUGUCUUGUAAGUGAAUUUACGCUCGGCGAAGGGAGGCUCGGGCUGUUUUUGUAUUGUUGUCGACGCCCCGCCUCUGAUGGUAGCCUUAAACCUGGCACCCAGCUAAAACAAACCAAAGCCAGGACCGAGCUCCCACUCAAUCCAAUUAAGGCGGACUUGAGGCGCGCUACGUGUUCAUCUACCAGGAUCGACGUUGAGACAACAGGAACCAGAGGGGCUUUGGCCAAAAAAAAAAGAGAGAGGAGAGAUUGCCUUGCCUUCUAAUUUCUCCCUCUCCAGCCCCAGAACAAUGUCGAUGAGCCCUAAGCAUACGACUCCUUUUUCUGUUUCCGAUAUCUUGAGUCCCCUUGAGGAGAGCUAUAAGAAAGUAAGUAUGGAGAAUAACAACCUGGGGGCACCUCUCACUUCUUACCGGCAGCCGCAGGUCUCUCAGGCGGCGAUGCAGCAGCACCACAUGGGUCAUAAUGGGACUGUGUCUGCGGCUUACCACAUGACUGCGGCAGGUGUCUCCCAGCUGUCACACACGGCCAUGGGGGGCUACUGCAACGGCAACCUGGGCAACAUGGGCGACCUGCCGCCCUACCAGGACGGCAUGAGGGGCAGCGCCACGGCCGCCGGCUGGUACGGAGCCAACCCGGACCCGCGCUUCUCCACCAUUUCUCGCUUCAUGGGUUCGUCGUCCGGCAUGAACAUGGGCAGCAUGGGCAGCCUCAGCUCCCUGGCAGACGUGGGCAAAGGCAUGGGCUCUCUGUCCAGCACUCCGAGGAGGAAGAGGCGCGUGCUCUUCUCCCAGGCGCAGGUCUACGAGCUGGAGCGACGCUUCAAGCAGCAGAAAUACCUGUCGGCGCCGGAGAGGGAGCACCUGGCGAGUAUGAUCCACCUCACUCCGACCCAGGUGAAAAUCUGGUUCCAGAACCACCGCUACAAAAUGAAGAGGCAGGCCAAAGACAAGGUGUCCCAGCAGCAGAUGCAGCAGGACGGCGGCUCCUGCCAGCAGCAGCAGCAGCAGCAGCAGCAGCAGCAGUCUCCGCGGCGCGUGGCCGUGCCGGUUCUGGUGAAAGACGGGAAGCCGUGCCAGGGCAGCGGGCACACGCCCACCUCCUCCACGCAGACGCACCACCAGCAGGGAGGCAAUGUCAUGAUCAUGAGCAACAACUCGUCCGGCCUCGGGCAGCACCAGAACCCGCAGGUGGGAAGCACGGGUCACUCCCCGGACCUGGCGCCGCACUCCUCCAGUCCGCCGUCGCUGCAGAGCCAGGUCGCCGGCCUCUCCCACCUCAACUCCCCCGGCGCAGAUUACGGCUCGGCCCUGCAGUGUUCGGCGCUGUUAUACGGCAGGACGUGGUGACAGGAGGCGCCGGCCUCGCGUUAAACCUCCUUCUAUUUAAAGAAACAAACAGACUCUUUUCUGUCACGACGUCGACGCGUUUCACUGUAAAUGUGCGCACUUGAACGAACCCCGAGUGAAUUCGGCGCAGCUCUUGUUCGAAUUCCCACCUUUUGGAAUGAGGUUUGACUGCCGUGGGAGACACGUGUCCACGAAGCCGCGGAUGUUGAAAAUCCUGGGAUUUAUUUAUGUAAAUUAUAUUGAGACGAACCGCAGCAGCAGCCGCCAAAUAGGCCGCGUUAGUUGGAAAAGUCAACGUUAACAGGGACGCAUAAAACUGCAGGACUGUAUGUGGGUGCUCUGAAAUCCCCCUUAAAAACGCACACGCACGCAAGGACUCUGAUUUAUAAUAGAAUUUAAUGUAAGACGUAGACCUAGCUUGUAUAUUUCUGUAAAAGGUUCGAAUUUUAGCUAUUUGUUGUACAAAGUUUUUGACGCUAUUGCCGGUUUGUUGUCGUUUAAUUGGUAUUUGUACGUUUUAUUUCUUUGUAACUUAUAUAGAUAUUUGACUUACUACAAAACAGUCCUAUUAAUAAAUUAUGGAAACAUGGCAGUUAAGCAUUUGUUUGUGAAAUAUGUCAAGACAUGCGUAUGAAAUGGAAAUAUCCCCUAGAACAGGCUUAAGCAAAAUGACACCAAUGUGGUAUUAUUAUUAUUAUUAUUAUUAUUAUUAUUAUUAUUAUUAUUAUUAUUAUUAUUGAGGCUAUCUUGACAAUUUUUCUUUUUUUCUUCUUUUAAAAAUGGCGUGAGAUUUUUUUUUUAUUGUCGCUAAAUGGUUUAGUUUAAGGCGAACUGGCAAAACAAAAGGAAAGAACCUGUAUCGGCACUCAGGCUUUUAUUCUGUGGUGACAGUUAAUUAUUGAGCCUUCUUUCUUUUUUAUUCUCUGACAAAUCACACCGCGCUCAGGCUUAUCGUUAAUGCUGCGUGCCCUGCAGAGUAAACCGAGCCUUUAUGUGCUCUUUCUCUGUGUGUGUGUGUGUGUCCGUGUGAGUCAGAAAGGUGAGGUCUUUCGGCUCCCAACAUCAAACACAAACGUGCUCAAAGGGCAGCUUAUCGAUGAAAUCCCUGACCAAAUAGCGCGGUAUUCUUCUCAAAUCAGCGGCGAGGCGAAGCGCCGGCGCUCGGUUAUCAGCUGCUUUAUCGCUGAUCAAUGAGGGAAUGGAAAGGAUGUUUGUGCCGUCAAACAUUUAUAGUGUAGUUUGAUACGUUAAGUCUUUUAAACGGCCGUAACAAUAAAUACUAAAACAACCCGCGGUUUAUUAUAGAGUAGGUGUAGCUUUGUAAAUAAAAGGCGUAAUGAUCAUUACAGACUACUCUCCUAAUGGAGCCAUGCACGAGGUCUGAAACGGUAAACAGCGCGGUUGCUAAGCGACCGUGAUAGCGAUAGGUUGUUUUCGUUUACGGCAAAAAAUAAGUUUUGUCUGCGGUGUUUAACACGUAGACGCCACGGUCCAACCGAGCCCUCGUGUUAUUCGACCUGCUGUUGUAAAUGAGGGUUUAAACGUCGCCGGUGGUUUUCGUGCGCCUGGUUAAAAGCUUGACGCCUGUAGGUGAGGUCGUCUUUUCACCCCCGUGGCCUCCUACGCUUUAAAUUCCCCCUCUGUGACUGAAGUUCCUCCGCGCAGCGUCACGUUCGGUCGAAGCUCCGGCGAAAGGAGAAAUCAAAGGUCGCGUGGAUUAUUUCUCUGUGCAACUGCAGCGGCCUGAGCCCCAACCUGCACAUCUGAUGCUUUUAGAUGGGAUCGCUCAUUUUUCCCUUUUCACGUCCUAUUUUUACUGCCGUGUUCCACAUAUAAGUAAAAUACGGUGUUACAAAAGUCACCGUUACUGCCACAAACACGCAUUCACGCGUUCUCGGAUAUUAUGAGAUCCGGAGAUUUUUCGCCCAAACUCUUCGCGACUCUGCGGCCGCCUGUAGUUUGUGGCCACCAUGCAGACAGGCCCACAAACAGAACCCCCUCUGAUUGAAAUCUCAGCAGCAUCACAACCAUCUCGUGUCAGGUAUUUUGCAGCGCCGGUUUUGUUCGGGGGAGAAGUGAGAACUUUGGGAUUACAUUAACAUGUCUUUGGCGCGGUGUGUGGUCUUUGUGUGCAGCUUGUAGCUGUUGAGAAUGACUUGUUGGAAGCGUGUGUGCUCUCAUCGCUCUCUUUGUAGCAACUCCCCAAGUCCUCCUGGCUUUUUGCUGGGCUGGUCUCCAUGAACCCCGAGCAAUUAGUUCCUAAUCUCAAGGCAAUCAUAUUAGAGUUAGUGACCAGCGGUGAGUUUUAUUCGCCUGCUUUAGCCUCAGUAUUUCUUUUAGGAUCAUAUUUAACACCCAGAGCUUGUGUUUUAUCCAUCAGCUGAAUUAACACUGAAUUUUCUUUUUAAGAUGAAUUCAAACACGUAAAUCUGCAAUAAACAAUUAUGCAUAAACAAGACUUGAUUUAAAUCUCUACAGCGACUUCAUGAAGUCAAAGCAAAUUAUAUAAUUAAGAAUGACUAUUAAUGAGUUAAUUAUUUUUGCAAUGUGCACCGUGAAGGUCAAUCUCAUUUACCAUCAUCAAGUUGGGCAUUUAUUUUUAAAAAAGUUUUAUUUCUAAUUCUCUUUUGUCGUCACCGCACACGCACUAUUUCACGGAAACGAACCUGAAAUGGAGAGAGCGUGUGACACAGGCUCCACCAGAGGCUGCGUGUUCUGAAACCUGAAUAACCUGAAAAUUGGUGUUGAGGCUUGUGGCGAGUCUUGCUGCAGAAGCAUUAAUUGGGUUCCUUGAUAGAGGGCCACACGCCUCACGAUUUAAAAAGCGAAAUCUGAAAUGAUUCGUAAAACGAAACCAGAAUCAGAUAAUUAAAAGAGCAAGACGCAUAUUAAUGUGUUAAGAAUAAAGACAUGGAGCCAGUAGGACAAACAAAAGCACAUGAACGAGGGUGUUGCAUUUGCAUUAGGACAUUUGAAAUGCGUUAUUAAAUUUCAAACAAAUAUGUACCUUGUUAAUUUAUUUGCUUGGUGCUGUCCAAGGUGCUGAAACAUGACAUGUUUUGGAAAAUCACCCUAAAAGCAAUGUUUCUAAUUAAAAUAAAAUGUGCGGCGAAACACACGCCAGGUCAUAAUCAUACGAAGAGGAAUCUAACACACUUUCAGCGUCAGGAACUCGGCAGAGCUGUGAAAAUUCAUAAUAACCUUGUUUACGGGUUGUUUAAAAAAUACCCACUCUCUUCUUUUAAAACACAGCCACUCACGCUCCUCUUUCUUAAGUUCCUGAACAUUUUAUUGCAGCAGGCCCGAGCAUUCAUGCGCGUUACAAACAGGACAAUUACGCAGCAACUGCAAUCACCCCCUUGGGUAAAUGUUACUGUCAGCUAGCUGCAAAAAAUCUUUAAUUGUCCUGCGUUUAUCUGGUUCUUCAAGCCAUUGUGCAAAGAGCGCAAACGAGGGUCAUUUGUGAACUGAAAUACUUUGCAUGCAAAGCGGAGAACAAGAUGCUGUAAUACUUGACCUUUCAGCAUAAUUGUUGCAGGCAUGAAAUGCAGCAUUCAGAGCUCGCUGAGUGGAGACUUUUUUCUCUCCUUCCCCCUGAUGAACAAAGCGCAUUUUAUACGUCUUCGGUGUUCAUUUGGCUUUGUUUCUUUCAAAGGAAAUUUCACUGGGACUGGCUGCAAUUUAACUUCAUUUUAAUAAUGCAACCGAGGCGGGAAUAACGGCGCAAAUCACGGGAUUUCUCAAUUCAAGACUCUACAAUAGGCUGCAUGCGUGUCCCCCCCGGAAACUUGUAAAUGGAUGUGUUGUCAUUAUUUUGACAUGGCAGGCCUUUGUCUAAAUGUCUGGCUCAAGGACACUUCAGAAAACAGACUGGACUCGAACCCAUGUCUUCAUGUCUGAUUCAUUUCUGUAAUGAACGAGUGAAAGUUAUUAAAAAAAUGUGGAGUCUUCAGAAGUACGAUCUAAGGACCAACUGCUCAAGUGAUUUACCCCAAAGCUGCUUAUUUAUUUGUGAACAUGUGUUUUGUGAUCAACAUAGUUUGCAAGGAAACAAAACAAAAAAAAAACACCCAAUAGGCAAAGUAAAAAAGAAGCAAAAGAAAUAAAAGUAUACACAGCAUAAAUAAACAUUAUCAUGGAGGUACCUCAUCAAAAUGUUAAUGCUCAGUGUGUAUAAUCCUCAGUUUUUGUGAAAGUGGAAGUUUUGUGUUUAACAUAGAAAAUGCAUAAAGUUCCCCAAAGACAAGUGGGAGAAAAAUGAGAGAGAACUGGUGGAAACAUAACAACUGUGGUCUGCCAGAAUCUAUCUGUUAAAUGUUUACAUUGUUUGCUUACAUUUACAGGCUAAUGUGUGUUUAAACCUUUUGCUAAAGCGUUUCCUUCUGAUGCUUGUUUUCACAAGUUAAAACCUAAACGUGUGUUUUUGGGUACAAAGUACUUUGUACUAAGUACAAACCACCUAGUUGUUGUGUCUUCCACAGUUUUAAAAGACUAGAAAAUAUCAUGUUGUGAACAUGUGAUAGCGGUAAAAGUGCUUUUAAUGGUGGUAUCAUCUGCAUAGAGGUUGAAGCAGGGGUGAGAGUGAAGCUAGUCUCUUUAGAUCAGAGAGUAAGACAUUUCCUAGUGAAACAUAACAUGUGGAGGAAUAUAGGUAUUGGACUCGAAUAAACUUCACAACGUGUUUGGCUAUUACACUUUUUGCUUUCUGCUUUGCUGUUUUUAUUUUGAUGGUGUCUUUGAAGAACAUUUGUCGCUGACACUAUUUGUCGAAACCUUCAUUGGUUGAUUUACCUAAAUCAAUGAAUACCUGCCUCACGUUAGUCAAUAGUUAGUUAAAUGCAGCAAAUGAAUGUUCAUGUAUGGGAUUAGAAUAUCUUUGUUUGGUCAAAAGGAAGUGAACUCUCAGUCUUUUGUCUGUUGAUAUUUGAGCACUGAGCAUUUUUAAUUGUUAAAAUAAACCGGGGCUUAAAUAUUUCUUCGUUAAAGAAACAAAUAAAACAAGAAAGACAUAACCAUUACUUUCCCCACACAUAGUUUUAUCACCUUCUUUGCCUUCGCUCUUAGCAUCCUUGUGUCAAAACCAAGUAUAUUUACCAGCUUGUGUGUGAUUUGUAAUUGUCAGCACAAUGAAAUCCUUUAAUGACGACUUGUUAAGGCAGUUUCUUCACAUCAGCCCUGUGAAGCUGUCAUAUAAAUAAUUUGUUAGUCAUGUAUUUUUGUUAAAAUGUUAGUUAAGGCUAUAGCAGCUUCCUAAAGCCAUUGUAUAAGACCACAUAUGGGUAUAACUUCCACCCUAAUGCUAAUUGUGAAAACUGAGUUAAGAAUUGUCCAUUCAGCUUUGUGAGACAGAUGACUCGUAAAAAAUACCAUGUAAUCCAAUGAUGACAUAAAAUCUAGUUUUAUUUGUUAAUGUGAUGUCACUUCUAAACAAGUAAGGAAAUUCGUUCACGCGUACAAAAACUAUUGAAUCCAUUUUUUCCUUCUAAAAUCGCUAUAAUGUUUACCUCAAAUAUCUUUAAAAGCAGAGUGAGAAAUAUAUUUUGCUCAAGCCAUCGUCAUAUU
Betta splendens (Siamese fighting fish) is the source of this 7036-nucleotide messenger RNA. It is a transcript of the gene nkx2-1, whose product is annotated as NK2 homeobox 1. The record is from RefSeq and is a predicted model, not a curated record. Gene Ontology annotation, biological process: cell differentiation; regulation of transcription by RNA polymerase II. The transcript is spliced from 2 exons. Bases 416 to 1474 code for a protein of 352 amino acids. Gene Ontology annotation, cellular component: nucleus. Gene Ontology annotation, molecular function: RNA polymerase II cis-regulatory region sequence-specific DNA binding; DNA-binding transcription factor activity, RNA polymerase II-specific. Lineage: Eukaryota; Metazoa; Chordata; Actinopteri; Anabantiformes; Osphronemidae.